Messenger RNA from Chlorocebus sabaeus (green monkey), 4265 nucleotides. NCBI's taxonomy places the organism in Eukaryota, Metazoa, Chordata, Mammalia, Primates, Cercopithecidae. The record is from RefSeq and is a predicted model, not a curated record.
CCGAGCCCAGGAGCCCGGGUCUCGCAGCCGCACCCUCUAUUAAGCCCUUCGCUUGGGGGUCGCGGCCCUCUGCGCUGUGCGCGGGGCCUGUGACAUCUCCAUGUGCAAAUCCCGCUGCUUAGACGGGCGCAGGCCGGGUUUUUGUUUUUAAAGAAAUUAACUGCUCGGCCACGCAGGUGCUUUUGAAAGGGGUUGCAAAGGCUGGCAGUGUUGCCAGGCACAGAGGGGACGUUCCGGUUUACUCAGAUUCACCCCUAGGGCGGCGCCCGACCCCAGGGUUCCCAGCCAUCCAACCCCCACCCCAAUUUGCUGGGGCCCUGUCUAUCGCUGGGCCCCUGACCCUAGGGCAGCGUCAGAUCCCUAAAGCCCCCAGGUCCCAUCCAGUCUCCUGGUCCCAGAACCCCUCCCCACAUCAAGUUCCAUUCUGGCCCAGAGCAUGGAGGUUAAGCUGUGAAAUGCUGGAGAUGAAAUCCGGGCUUCCGCUUUGGAGCACCCGGGCAGAGCAGAACAUCUCAGUAGUUCCUGGAGAUUGGCGGGAGUUCCAGACACCUUAACCCUGCCCAUAAAUGGAAUCGCAUUGCCCCCGAGCCCUGAGACGUUGUGGAGUCCCAGAGCCCCAGGACUUGAUUCCAGAGAGGAAAUCAGAUCCAGAGAGACCGGGCAGAGGUGUGGCAUGUCCAGCCCUCUCUCUUCGGCCCAGGCUCAAGCCUCCCCUCCCUGUUACCCUCCCCAGCCUCGAGUUAGUUCAGCUGCUGGACCUGGCCACUGGAAGCCUGUGGGGCCCUGCAGCGGGGUGGUCGCAGGGGAAAGGUUCUCCAGGGCGGGGGAGCGCUCCGUAGGAGGACUCUCGGCCCGCCGGACAAUGGCAGUUUUGGAGAGUGAAUCGUCCUCAGCAAGAGUGUUGUUUGUUUUUUGGAGGGGGUGGUCACGAGGCUGGGUCGCAACCUAGGGGGAAGAGCCUAGAGCUCGAGGAAAGGGGGGCCCCCGGCGGCAACUGGACAUCACAUAUCCACUGAGCAGAUUUCGCCACAAUCGGAAAUGUGGCUGUGGAUUCCCAGGCGGCCCCCCCACCAAGUGGUCUGCGCAGUUCCCCAGCGCCGCCUCCUCUCUGCAGCCUGCCGGCCCGUGUCCCUACCCCGCAAUUUGAUUUUUGGCUAUCUCCGAGCGCUCGACUCAUUCCCUCCGCAGCCUAGCCCCAGCCCACGCCGGGAGGCAGCGCCUGGGAGGUGCGGCCUGUCCGCGCCUGGAGAUCAAAAGCCCUCCCGGAAUUGACAUUUCACCCCGGGCUGGGGGCGGGGGUGUUGGUGUUUUGUUGUUGUUGUUGUUUCCAUGUAGAGGGUUUGUUUUGUUUUUGUUUGUUUUCUGUGAGUUUUCAUUUAUCCAUGGGAGAUUCUUUUGUUUCGGGUGUUUUGCGUGUUGUUUUUUCGUGGGAUUGAUUUUAGCGAGUUUUGCUCUGUAAGUCCUGGUCUUUGGGGUGAGUUUUGAUUUUGUGUGAUUUUGUCCUUUGUCCUUGCAGGCUGUCUUUUUGUGUGUCGUUUGUAAGGCUUUUCCUUCUCCGCGGUGUUUAGAUGUGUUUUGAUUUGGUGUGAGUGGGUGUCGUUGGUGUGUGUGUUGCCUUAGGGAAUUUCGUGUUGUGUGUGCUUUGUUUCCCUCGAUUUGGAUUUUAUUUUUUUGAGCUGUACGUUUUGAUGGGGGCUGGGGUUAUGUUUUCAUGUGUUGGCUUUAGUUUUUGUGUUUGUGAGAUGCUUUGGUGAGAGUUUGCAAGUGUAUUUUGGCUUUUGUGGGGCUUUGGGAUUAGGGAGGGGACAUCAGCCACUACUCCGUUCCUGCCCACACCCAUGAAGGGCAGAGGAUCAGGCCAAGCAUCACGAAUCGUGAGUUCGCCGUGCUCCGCCGCGUCGCGCUCUGGACGCUCGAGACCAGAGGGAAACAAAUGUGGUUCCCGAGGGGGCGCCCGCUGGUCGUCAAAACCUCGCGGGCCCGGAGGCGCCGGUGCUGGGUCAGAAUCACAGAGCCCCCCUCGCGGGGUACCGAGGCCCAGCCGCCGUCCCCUUGCCCACCCCGUCCCCUGUGAGUCGGUCUCCCCUAGCGCCUGGACAGCGUGCUUCGGACCGUCCGGACUCCCGCAGCGUUGGCCCAAGGGGCGGGUCCCCGCAGCGGAGCAGGUGACGAACCACUUCGGAGGACACGGAAUUGACGCUGUGGCCCUAGAGAUAGGGGACAAGGGGCCGGAACGCGGGGAGUCUAGGCUCAGAUGGGCAUCGGGAUCCCGGGAAAAUCCCCCAUCUCCCUUGACCGCAGCCCUAGAAUUCCAGAAACCCAACUCCGCGCAGCUUUCGGUUUGGAGAGCCCGCCCUGGUUUGCAAGCACAGAUACAUGUGCCCACACCCGAACACACGCAGACACCGCCAGAGAGCGAGACAGCGAGCGGGCGCCUCCGUAGCAGUGGCCUGUGGGGCGGAACCGGCGCUGGCGCCGCCUCAAGGGGAAACCGAACUGUAGUGACCGGAAAUGUUCCGAGGACAGAAUAAGCCAUUCUUUCUGUCCACGUUGCUAGGACUUCUCCAGCUCAACACACCUUGGUUUAUUUAAUGUUACACAAGGGACAAGAGGAGAGGCAAAUUUAGAAGCAGAGACACAUGCUGGCUCAAUUGGCGAGGAAAUACAAGCAGAGUCUAUACAGAAAGAAAUAUGGAACGGGGAGACUAGACUGUGGGGAAGGCAGAUUGGAGGCCCCGAAAAGGGGCUGGUGCGGAGGCUCCUCCAGGCCCCUGCUCGCUCUGGCAUUCUGUGAGAAGGAGAAAGCAGAAACCGAAAACAGAGAGUGACAGGAAAAGAAAAGAGACGCAGAAGGGGUUGGCCUAGGCACGCUGCGAGCUUCCCUCCAGCUAAGACGCUGAGGGCAAGGGAGGGGGAGGCCGACGUUGCCAGGCGAGAGGCCAAGGUCGGGCUCUUUAACUCAGCCAGGAAACAUCGUGGGGGGCUCCAGGGCUCGUGGAGCCCGAACUGGAGCUCAGUUCCGGCCCGGUGCCCCUCUUCCCUAGACGCCUAGCCCGGAAUCUAGCAAAGGCUGGGCCAUCGCCGUCCGCCGCUGGGCCUCCCUCUGUGCGAGUCCUGGGAGAAGCCGCAGGGAACGACUCUGGCACUGGGGCUCGGCUCCGGAGCUCGCGAAGAGCGUGAGUGGGAGCCGACAUCCAGGCAGGAGGCAAAGAAGAGGCCCCGCCCUAAAGCUAAGGGCCCAGUUCUUCGAGAGCCUGUGGCCGGAGCUGGACUCACAGGAUUCGGGGUCCGCACAGCGCGCACGUGGUACCGCAUCUUCGGCAGGCGGCGCCCCCAAUGCCCAGCCCCGCCCUGCUUCGUUUGCCGGGCCUGAACGGUGUCAGCAUUGAGGGUGGACGCCGAGUCGCGGCGAGUUGGUCCCUUGCGGUAUAAACUUGGGGCUUGCCUAGGGGCGGUGCCGGGAUGGAUGGGGGCGCCUCUCCAACUGCAACUUCCCCAGCGCAGAGCGCAAAAAGCGCACUUCGCGGGCCAGCAGCCGCCUCGGGGUUUCAGGCGGCGCCCGCGGCAGAAAGGAGCUGAAGAUUGGUUUGGGUCAAAACACCCAUUUCAGCUGGCAGUGGGGUCCUCUGCGCAUACAGGGCUUCCAACUCCGGGUGCUGGCUCGCUGGGGCACCAUGUGCCAGCGACUCGCCACCCGGAAAUACUUGUGUUGCGCUAGAAUACGCGAUGGGUCUGUGUUCGGGUAACCUGGGGCUCAUGGUGGGUUGUUGCUGUUGUUGUUUUACUUUACCGCUUUUCUUGCUUUCAUUAGAAAUGUUACUGAGAGAAGCCUCAAAGAGCGCAGACCUGGGUCGUUUGGAUGGGUUCAUUUCAACUCAAAUCCAGUAAUUCAAUUCAGUUCCACGACUGGUUUCCAGCGCACAGGUACACAUGGCAGACGUCAAGUGUAUGCCGUAUGCAUAUGCACAGAGACGCUAUUUGAAGGCAACUCUUGGAGAAUUUUGAGAUAAAAUUCACUCUCCUGGAGUUACAUUCGCAAUAUAUGAAUAUGGAAAACAGGCAAUCAGUUGUAUUUAAAAUUUGCCAACACGUCCCAGCAAUCCACUCUCACCUAAGAAUCCAAAAUAGGGCAUUGAAAAGAUUUACUGGCAUUCUGGUUGUUUAACAUUGAAAACAAGUGUAAAUCAGUUCAUUUCUCUUUAUAUUUAUUUUCAAAUUUAACAAUACCAUAAUAAAUGUAAGUAAUAAAACCAUAUUUUGCUAAA